This is a messenger RNA of Microbotryum saponariae, 1065 nucleotides long. The record is from the annotation of a GenBank genome assembly. Lineage: Eukaryota; Fungi; Basidiomycota; Microbotryomycetes; Microbotryales; Microbotryaceae.
AUGACUCGUAAGCGCACUCGGUCCUGUCCAACCCAUCCCGCAGUCCACCGCAGUCACCACUCACACACCCUCUUCUCACCGGCAGGCUCCAAGUUCAAGGAUGAACACGUCUUUGGUCAGCCACCCCGCUCUGUUGGUCCAUCGUCGUCAUCGCCGCCGUCGUCAGCUGGCCCCUGCCCCUCGGGGAGCUGCUGACUUGGGGGGCGUACGCAGCCACCACUCACGACUGACACCACCACCACCACUCACCCACCCUGCCCACAGAGAAACGCAAGGCCGAGGCUGAGCGGAUCCGCCAAAAGUACCCCGACCGAAUCCCUGUACGUGCAUUCACCCCACCGCGCACCCCGAUCUGACUCGACACCACCACCGCGUCGCCCCACAACAACCCGCGCGCGCGCACGCCCGCCACACGAACGACCGACCGACGCAGCGCGGCGUUUCCGCGGACUGACCUCGUUCAUCGGUUCGUCAUCCAUCCCAGGUCAUUUGUGAAAAGGCAGACAAGACCGACAUCCCCGCGAUCGACAAGAAGAAGUACCUCGUGCCCGCCGAUCUCACCGUCGGUCAAGUCAGUCUAGUCCCCACCCUCGGCAUCAGCGAAAACGCACCCCCACUGAACACCCGUACUCUCACCAACAGUUCGUCUACGUGAUCCGUAAACGCAUCAAGUUGCAACCGGAAAAGGCCAUCUUUAUCUUUGUCGACGAGAUCCUCCCGCCGACCGCCGCACUCAUGAGUUCCAUCUACGAGGAGCACAAGUAAGUGCACAACGUUCUCGUCCCUGUUUGGAGAAAUUCGUGCACGAGUCUCGACGGUCUAGGAGAAACCACCGCUUCUCCUCGGUCCAAGAGCGAACAAUGUGCUCCCAAAGCCAGGCUUGCUGACGUACUGUUCGCCACCUUUCUUCUCAGGGACGAGGACGGGUUCCUCUACGUGACGUGAAUACCAUCAGAUGCCCUCGAGCAGUACCAAGUGUUAGCCAUACUGACAUUUAUGACCUCACUUGCUCCACUCUACAGGUACAGCGGAGAGAACACGUUCGGAGCGACACAUUCCACAUGA